UCUUCUCCUUUUCCUCCUGGACCACAUUCCAUGGCUGUGAAUCAACUUCAUUGACACCCUUACUUUCUUCUUCCCUUUUUUCUUUUUUUUCUUUUUUGGUCUCUCCAGCUUCUCUCAGCCUUCUCCUUUCCCAAUCUAGCCAUGACUUACUCUCAGUGCCUUUCUGCAAGAAACACACUUUCCUUAGUUCAUAAAUCUCAUAUUUACAUCCCUGCUGAACACAGGCUCUGUGUUAUCAUCCCCAAUGAAACACAACUUCCCAGAGUUCUAAAGCCCCAGAGUUUGAAUCUUUCGCAUGUCAGAUUGAGGAACUCCAGCUUCAUUCACCCGCCUUUCGCUUCCCUUUCAUCUUUUGCUGAAGCUGAGGGGGAUAGGAACGAGAAAUUUGAAGCUAAAGGACUGCAUAAUCAAGAAGGUUCGAGUUCUGAAGAUGACAACAAUAUGCCUGGAAUGGCGCAGGCUUUUAACAUAUCUUCAACCACAGCUUCUGCUAUAUCAAUCUGUAUCGCAUUGGCAGCCUUGACUUUCCCCUUUUUCAUGAAGUCUUUUGGCCCGGGAUUGGCCUUCAAACACAAGGUUUUGUCGUAUGUGACUCUCUUGCUCGGGUUCUACAUGGCUUGGAACAUUGGAGCCAACGAUGUGGCUAAUGCAAUGGGGACUUCAGUCGGAUCAGGCGCCUUGUCGCUCAGACAGGCCGUUGUGACAGCUGGAAUCUUGGAGUUCUCAGGGGCAUUGUUGAUGGGAACACACGUGACAAGUACGAUGCAGAAGGGAAUUCUCGUUGCCAAUGUUUUCCAAGGAAAGGAUACUCUGCUGUUUGCUGGUCUACUUUCUUCAUUGGCUGCUGCAGGAACAUGGCUGCAGGUUGCAUCAUAUUAUGGUUGGCCAGUCUCUACAACACAUUGCAUAGUAGGAUCCAUGGUUGGAUUUGGUCUUGCAUAUGGAGGAACUGGUGCUGUAUUCUGGAGUUCACUAGCAAGGGUAACUAGUUCCUGGGUAAUCUCACCUCUAUUGGGAGCAAUGGUUUCAUUCAUUGUCUACAAAUGCAUCCGCAGGUUCGUUUACAGCGCUAAGAAUCCCGGGCAAGCUGCUGCUGCUGCUGCGCCAAUUGCUGUCUUUCUUGGCGUUACCGGGAUCUCAUUUUCAGCCUUCCCUCUCAGCAAGACACUUCCCAUAGCUCUAGCCCAGGCUCUAGCAAUUGGCAGUAUUGGUGCUAUAGUAGUUGACAGAAUCAUUAGGAGACAACUAGGUCACCUCCUGGUCAAAACUAAUUCAAAUGGAUCUGCAGAACCUAAGGCAGAAACUGUCCAGAAUAUAGGAUUCCUUUCAGAUAUUGCAGGGCCCAAGGGAACCCAACUAGAGAUAGUUUAUGGAGUGUUUGGGUACAUGCAAGUCCUCUCGGCCUGUUUUAUGUCAUUUGCUCAUGGUGGGAACGAUGUCUCCAACGCAAUAGGCCCUUUGGCUGCAGCACUAACAAUCCUUCAAGGUGGACUUAACGGGACUCAGAUUGUUAUUCCUAAUGAUGUUCUGGCUUGGGGUGGAUUCGGGAUUGUUGCAGGGCUAGCGAUGUGGGGCUACAGAGUGAUAUCGACCAUCGGGAAGAAGAUCACAGAACUAACACCAACAAGAGGAUUUGCUGCCGAGUUUGCAGCUGCAUCGGUGGUUCUCGUUGCUUCCAAGCUCGGGCUACCUAUCUCAGCUACCCACACUCUAGUGGGCGCUGUUAUGGGGGUAGGAUUCGCGAGGGGGUUAAACAGCGUAAGAGCAGAAACAGUAAGGGAGAUCGUAACUUCUUGGGUAGUGACUAUUCCUGUUGGCGCCACCUUAGCCGUUAUCUACACAUGGGUAUUGACUAAGCUAUUGUCUUGCAUGCUUUAAUGAAAACAUUAGAAAGAAGAUUAAAACAUGGAACACUUCUUCUGUUCUUCAUGUAUGUGAUUAAUUAAAAAUCACAUCAAUUUUUGGAACUUAAUGUAAUUGCCUAGACUGAGCUAAGUCUAAGUCUUUGCUGCAAAUAAAGAUGAAUUUUUAACACCUA
Messenger RNA from Ipomoea nil (Japanese morning glory), 2038 nucleotides. RefSeq names its product inorganic phosphate transporter 2-1, chloroplastic-like. Gene Ontology annotation, cellular component: membrane. The transcript is spliced from 3 exons. Lineage: Eukaryota; Viridiplantae; Streptophyta; Magnoliopsida; Solanales; Convolvulaceae. The record is from RefSeq and is a predicted model, not a curated record. The coding region runs from base 142 to 1878 and encodes 578 amino acids. Gene Ontology annotation, molecular function: phosphate transmembrane transporter activity. Gene Ontology annotation, biological process: phosphate ion transmembrane transport.